AUGAUGAGUACUUUAGCAAAAGCAAAAGCUUAACCAAAGGGAGAAGACACAUAUGGGAAUCAAUAUUAAAGUAUAGAUGAGAUGUGGAAAAGAGAAUUAAAACCAGAUCCAAAAGAGCUGGCGAGUGAGGAAUUGAAAAUAGAAGGAAGAGUUGGAGAUCAAGAGUCUUGGUACAAGAAGCAAGUUGAAUAUUGGAAUAAUCAAGAAGCCUCUGUUGAAGGAGUAUUAGGGGGCUAUGGAAAAGUUCAUCCAGUAGAUUCAGAUACAUCUUGCAGCUUCCUGGAUGGUUUCAAAGCUAAAAUCGGACAUGAUAGAGCUCUUGACUGCGGAGCAGGAAUAGGAAGAGUUACCAAGAGUGUUCUAAUAGAUCGUUUUGAAAAAGUAGAUCUUGUUGAACCAUCUCAAGUUUAACUUGAUAAAGCAAGAGAGUAUAUUGGCUCAGAUAAAGUAGAAAAUUACUAUUGCAAAGGCCUCUAAGAAUUUUAAUUCGAUUACAAAUAUGAUUGCAUUUGGUUAUAAUGGGUUUUAUGCUACUUAACUGAUGAUGAUCUUGUUUAAUUCCUCAUUAAGUGUGGAGAAAAUCUCACUGACGAAAAUAGCAUGGUUUUUGUGAAAGAAAAUGUCCAUGAGCAUGGCUUUUAUGUAGAUAAAGAUGACAAUAGCGUAGUGAGAUCAGACCUAUUAUUCUAAGACAUUUUUGAAAGAGCGGGAUUUACUGUUGUUAAGCAUAUUUAUUAGCAAGGUUUCCCUAAAGAGCUCUUUAGAAUCAGUCUGUACGCUCUUAAAAAAGCAAAGUAAUGA
Messenger RNA from Stylonychia lemnae, 801 nucleotides. The record is from the annotation of a GenBank genome assembly. Lineage: Eukaryota; Ciliophora; Spirotrichea; Sporadotrichida; Oxytrichidae.